AUGAGUGCGGGCACGGUGCUGGUCUUCGCGCUUCAGCGCUCGGACGGCGGCAAGAGCCUGGGCUGGGGCAGCUGCACCUUCGACUCCAAGACUGCGGCGGAGCGGGCGGUGCAGCGCUUUGACGGGGCCUGGGUGGACAACCGCCAGAUCAAGUUGGAGGUGGACCACCGGCCUCCGAAGAGCUUCCGGCCCUGCGUGUUCUUCCACAACGUGUCCUGGACCAUGAGCGGCACUGAACUGAAGACCAAAUUCGCCAAGUACGGCACUGUGGAGGAGUUUGAGCUCCGUGUGAAGCCCAACGGCCGGUCUCUGGGCAUGGGCACCUGUCGGUUCUCCUGCUCCAAGGAGGCCAAGGCGGCGAUCGCCGGCAUGGACGGGUACAUGCUGAACGGCCGGAGGCUGUACCUCUGCCGCUACGACCCGAUUGGGGCUGGGCGUGUGCAGGUAUAA
Molecule: messenger RNA, 450 nt
Organism: Effrenium voratum
Lineage: Eukaryota; Dinophyceae; Suessiales; Symbiodiniaceae
Source: the annotation of a GenBank genome assembly